This is a messenger RNA of Durio zibethinus, 1701 nucleotides long. The record is from RefSeq and is a predicted model, not a curated record. Lineage: Eukaryota; Viridiplantae; Streptophyta; Magnoliopsida; Malvales; Malvaceae.
ACUGUCCUUCCAAGGUGUGGAGAUAGUGAAGUUCUUGGCUCAAUUAUGCAGCAUAACCAUGUCAGAAGACAAACUAACAGCUCAAGAUCUAUAUAAGACAAAAAUCUUUGAAGUUGACAGUCGGAAGUCUCGCUGAGUGGCAAAAGUAAAUACAUGCUUCAUUUAAUAUAGUUGGUUUUUUUAUGAGAUCACCAGGGCCAAAAUAGUAGCUAAUUUGUUCUAAUUAAGCAGGAGAAAGAUCCCAGAAGCAUAAUUACGUCAACGGCAAACAAACAUUUUCUUUGUUUUUAAUUUCCCCCCCUGUUCCAAACCUUUGUAUUGUGUGCUGUGCCUAUAUAAUAAUAUUCAAACAGGAGUGAUUCAACUCAAAGCCUACUGCAAUAAUCUGCUUGUUCAAAACAAUGGACUUUUCUAAGCUUUUCAUUGCCCUUUUCAUUUUCCAAAUUUUGUUCCCUUGCCACAUGUCAACCCAAGCAGCUCCUGUGAACUCAAACCUCUUCCGAGAAUAUAUAGGAGCUGAGUUCAAGAAUGUUAGAUUCACUGAUGUUCCCAUUAAUUCGAAUGUUGAAUUCCACUUCAUUCUCUCAUUUGCCAUAGACUAUGACACCUCAGGUUCUGCUUCUCCAACAUAUGGGAAGUUCAAUGUCUUUUGGGACUCUGAUAAUCUCAGCCCUUCCCAGGUUUCUUCCAUCAAGAGCCGCCAUUCAAAUGUUAAGGUGGCCUUAAGCCUAGGAGGGGACAGUGUGGGAGAUCGCUAUGCUUACUUCGACCCUUUCUCUGUAGAUUCUUGGGUUUCCAAUGCAGUUUCUUCUCUCACAGUUAUCAUCCAAGAAUACAACUUGGAUGGAAUUGAUAUUGACUAUGAGCACUUCCACGCUGAUCCAGACACUUUCGCUGAGUGCAUUGGGCGCCUUAUAAAAAUCCUCAAGAACAGUGGAGUCAUUUCUUUUGCUUCCAUAGCUCCAUUUGAUGAUGACGAUGUUCAAAGCCAUUACAAGGCCUUGUGGAAGAGCUAUGGUCACCUCAUCGACUAUGUCAACUUCCAAUUUUAUGCCUAUGAUCAAGGAACAACAGUUUCUCAAUUUAUAAAUUAUUUCAACACCCAAAGCUCUAACUAUAAUGGUGGUAAGGUUUUAGUGAGCUUUAUAAGUGAUGGGAGCGGUGGCUUGACACCAGAAAACGGCUUCUUUACUGCCUGCAAUAGGCUCAAGAGUCAGAACAAACUCCAUGGUAUAUUUGUUUGGUCUGCAGAUGACUCUAAGGGGAACGGAUUCCGCUAUGAGAAGCAAUCACAAGCUCUACUUGCAAUUUCCCACUAGUAUUUGUGUGUUAUCUAUGCAAUUAGACUCUAAGGAAUAUAUGCUUGUCUAUUGACUAAAAAUUUCAUGUGUCUGUUGUGUACCUUUCUCUCAUAUUACUGGUCUUUUUUUGUGUGUUCCUACUCUCAUUUAGUGAAUCUUCUUUUUAUUUUUUUCUUUUGGUAAAUGAAUUGAAAUUUUAGAUCAAUUUUGGGUCCAGGACAGGCAAUAUUAGUUCAAUUUUGGAUAUUAGACAAAAUAAUCUCAAAAACCAGCUACAGAAUUCAACUCCCUAUAGACAUGAAUGAUCUCACAUCCUCAACCUGCUCCAAAUAUGUUAUAGCUUGAGUAAGAGAACAUCAUUUCCAGACUCAUAAUCACUCUCACAAUUUGCUCAUGUCUU